Molecule: messenger RNA, 2530 nt
Organism: Procambarus clarkii (red swamp crayfish)
Lineage: Eukaryota; Metazoa; Arthropoda; Malacostraca; Decapoda; Cambaridae
Biological process (GO): protein ubiquitination
Molecular function (GO): ubiquitin protein ligase activity
Source: RefSeq, a predicted model, not a curated record
UUCAGUUUGGAGGUGAGAGCGACGAAGUAGAGAGUCGUGUGGGCUCUAGGAGGUGUAUUCGCGUUCACAAGUGUGUGUGGAGUGGAACACUGCUGUAGGCGGGAGCGGAACAUGAAACCCCCGCCCCAGCCACACUGAACGCCACAGCCCAGAGCAUGCGAACACGGCGCACCAGGAAGGGUGACCUUAACUUGACAUAAACGACGAUGGCGAGCAAGCUGGGCGCCCCCGCGGGAGAGGCCCCGCCAACACACUGCCCCAUCUGCCUGGACACGUGGGACGCCGAGGACCACCUCCCCAAGUUCCUGUCGUGUCAUCACAGCGUCUGCGUCUCCUGCGUGGGCCUCCUCCACCAAGCUGCUCUCAAACACGCCCCCGUGUCCGGCACGCCCACCACGCCCACCUCGACACUGGCACGCCUGACGGGCUCCAGGUCUUCCCUCAAUGAUCCUGAGGAGUCCGGGCUCUCCUGCUGGGUGAAGUGUCCUCUCUGCCGCUCAGACACACUCGUCCUCGACCCUCUCGCUCUCCAGACCAACUUCUACCUCAGGGGGCUACUGCGCACCCACUCCCUCCCCAGGCUGGUGCUGUGGUGCGACACGUGCUGCUGCGUGGCGGCGCCCUCCUGCGUCCGGCACGACCUCCGCCCUCUCCAGGACAAGAUGCGCCGCCUCCAGGAGGAACUGAUAGCAACCGCUGGGGAGGCGUGCGGGUUGGCGUGCGGCCGUGUGGCAGAGUACGAGCGCCAGGUGGAGGUAUACAGGUGGACGUGCAGGGUGCUGCGGCACGCCCACGCCCGGGUGCUGGCCGCCCUCACCCACGCCCAGCAGCAGCACCGAGCCUUCAACCACCACAACAAGGACAUUCUCCACCUGGUAAACCGCGGGGAGGCGCUGCAGGGGACACGCGAUGCAGAAGAGGAAGCCAUCAGCGGCCUGGAGAAUGUGGUGAAGGAGGUGAAAGAAAAGCAGGAUAAAAUGUGUGCAGAGAAGGAGCCGCCGACGCUGAAGGAGAGCUUCCACGUGCCAGGUAGCCAUAAGGGCCCACAUGGGUUCCACAGGGCUGUGCUGGUCCUGGAGGCCGACGACUCCCUCACACUCUCACUCCACGGAGGGGACGAGCUAGAGUCUCAGGAUACCGAUAGCACCAAGGAAGACACAAAAGAUAUAACGCAGUUCAAACCCUUCCUGUCUUUGCAGAACCGACAGAAGAAGACUGCAACACAAGCAAAAAUGCAGGUCACCCAAUCCGCUUCACUGCGCGAGGUUAAAGGGGGGUUAUCGGUGAAGGAAGAACCGCGUUCCGCCGCCGGAGUUGAGAAGGAGACCCGAUGCCCCAGUCAAUCCUCAACCAAUCCAAGCUCUGAUUCUUGUGUGCAGAAUUCUCACGGCCUUCCAUUUCGUCAGCCCAAAACAAGUGUUAGUGAUCCUACAAACGUGUAUGAACCAGAGCACCCGAUCAACGACACGUUGACACAAGUCGCAUCCAGCAACAGCCUCUCUCUACCGAAAAAGCUUACCACAGCAGCACCAAGUAGAGAUAUCACAUACAGUGACACUCCGGCACCAAUAAACCCAGAUCAUCACUUCAUCAUUGCUGACACUAGACACAGGAGCAUCCAGGAUGAACACAUCCGGCACCAGCGGGCGAGAGGGCACGCUGCUGCCCCGCGGUAUGGCCGCCAGAAGUCGAGACGCUCACGACGAAGAGCAGGAAAACCUCGAUGUAGCAUCAUGUAACUUACUGAAUUGUGUCUAUGUAAAGUAUACUUUAACAUAUUUACAAUAUGUAGCAUAUGGCAAUGAACUAAAAUUAUAUAUUUAUUGUAUUUUGUCCAGAAUGUACAAUAGAUGUGAUGUGUCGCUUGGUCUCUAUGUUAGACAAAAUUGGAUUUGGCCAAUAACUGGAUGAGUGACCACAUGGCCAAUGCCUUGCCCUUGACUAUGAAGUCCUGGACAAGCUCAUUGAGGAUUCGUUCCCCCCCCCCCUCCCAACAGUUGUACUAAUAUCUAAAUAAAGUGAAAGUUGUGUCAAGUAAAAUUGGUAAGAGUGCGCAGCUUCACCCGUACACAACACAAUAUAACCGAAAUACUUUAUUAUGAGCCGCUUAACGUAUGAGGAAAUAAAUCUUGAGUACCAGAAAGCUAUGACGUUCCAAACACUUUAUUGACUGGAAUCAAUCCAUAAAUUACACGGAACGUGAUGCAGUGUUGUAGUGAGAAAUGGCAUGAUAACCCACUAGGCUGCCGGACACAGCUCCUGAGUGUCAGAAAUAUAAAAAGAUUCGAGCGUGUAGCUUGUGCUCUGAGAAUGGACGAGGAUAUAACCAUAACAUUUAUCAGACGACAACAUUAAUUAUUUUGUACCCUUUAUAUUAUUUACUUUUACAUAUUUCUUGAACUAAAAAAAACAAGGUGUAAACGUUAUUGAUGCAUUUCAUAUCAUGAUUACCUUAGUGUUAUAUUAGAUUUACGAUUUAUAUAAUGAAUAGUGUUAAUAUUAAUCAUUAACCAAUAUACUGAAGAAUGUA